Molecule: messenger RNA, 1825 nt
Organism: Ostrinia furnacalis (Asian corn borer)
Lineage: Eukaryota; Metazoa; Arthropoda; Insecta; Lepidoptera; Crambidae
Gene: Drip
Product: aquaporin homolog protein drip
Exons: 8
Coding region: 329-1165 (278 amino acids)
Biological process (GO): transmembrane transport
Cellular component (GO): plasma membrane
Molecular function (GO): channel activity
Source: RefSeq, a predicted model, not a curated record
CACAUCAUUCAGCAUCGGCCUCCUUCGGUCUUCCGCGCGUUAUCUUGCACCCACAUUACGCGCACCAUCCAUCACUAUUAGGCACGGUAAUCUGCACCACCCAGUCCUGGAACAGUGACACUCGCAUUCUUAGUUGAGACAUUGCGCGGGGUGCACGUGCCAAAUAAUUUGGAAGAACAGUGCUUUCUGAUAAAUAUUAGGGCUAUAUAACAGGGCGGCCACGUCGUAGCUCCCGCAUCGUAGCACCGGUCUACGAGACGAUCGCGCGGGCCGCGUUACGAAUCGAGUUGGUGCCGAGUUUUAGUGUCGAGUUAUUUCCUGAAGAAAUAUGGCAACUAAAAACGCAAAUGUAGAAGCGGGCAAUGCCGCGCCAGCCUCCGAGCCCAAACCCAAGCCCAAGAACAAAUUCCAAAAGUUUUUCGAGACAGGUUCGAUCCUGGGCCUCUCAGACAUCACAGAGAACAAGCUGCUGUGGCGACAGCUGGUGGCAGAACUGCUGGGCACCUUCGUGCUGGUCUCCAUCGGCGUAGCGUCCUGCAUCGCCAUCGUCGAGGCCAACGCCCCGAAGGUCACCACCAUCGCGCUUGCUUUCGGUCUGCUCGUUGGAUCCAUUGUGCAGGCGAUCGGGCACGUUUCCGGCGGGCACAUCAACCCGGCGGUGACGGCGGGACUCUUCGCGUCCGGCGACAUCAAGCUGCUGAAGGCUGUCCUCUACAUCAUCGUCCAGACACUGGGAGCCGUUGCCGGUGCUGCCUUCAUCAGGUUGGCGAUACCUGACAGCCGAGUGGAGAGUGCAGGAUUGGGACUGACGCUUCCCGGGCCCGGCGUGUCUGAUGCUCAGGCUCUGCUGAUUGAGGCUCUAAUCACCUUCCUGCUGGUGAUGGUGGUGCAAGGUGUCUGCGACGGUCGCCGCACCGACCUCAAGGGCUCGGCGCCUCUUGCCAUCGGCCUCAGCAUCACUGCUUGCCAUGCUGCUUGCGUUCCGUUCUCGGGCGCCAGUAUGAACCCCGCGCGUACCUUCGGCCCGGCCCUUGUCAUGGGCGAAUGGACAGCUCAAUGGGUGUACUGGGUAGGCCCGCUAGUGGGAGGCGUGGUCGCCGGUUUCGUCUACAGGUUCAUCUUCCGCAUCGGCAAGGACGGCGAGAGCGGCUCCUACGACUUCUAGGUUAACAAGUGACCCUCGGGGACCUCGAAGGGUCUCCCGGGCUCACAGAUACCACCCCAACUGUACUUUGUGCCUUCACUCAGUAGAGCUAAGCCUGUCUGAGAUUAAGAUAAGAGAUGUGUGUAUUUAUUUUAUGGGGAUACUUCUCAGUUCGAGAUUUCUGACGUAAACUCACCGAUGGCAGUUUCUUCUUCAAAAAAAUAAUGCUCAAGAAACAAUGAUCUUAAAAUAUUUCCAAUAAAUAUAGAUUUGCCAUCGAUGAGUUUAGUGUUGUUAAUUUGUUUUAGUCUAUCUUGAAUAGUGCAAGAUAAAAUUAUUCCAAAGCCAUUUUCGAGGAGGAAAAAUCGGAUAGAUAAUUUGAAAUCUUCAGAGUGAAUUGAUACAGUUCUUUUAUUUCCUCCAAUACGAUUUUCUUGAUCUGAAAACAAAUGUUUAUUGAUGAUGGAAAAGUUGAACAUUUCAAUUCACUUUGAAAAGGUUUUCAUCAAUGUACGCUAAGUAAUAAAAUAAGGUAAAAAGUAUUACCUAAGCCUAUUUAUAUUAUGUGAAUAAACUAUUAUAAGUUAAUUUUAAUGUUAAACAAAAUAAAAUAUUCUCCGCAAAAUAAUAAUUUGUUUAUAUUCGCAUGACUGCGGUAUCGAUAAGAGUACCUUUGAGAUU